AUGAAUGCUGAUCCGUGGUCACGUCCGAACUUCCAACUAUGGAGUGUAAGCGCCGAACCACCAAGAAUCAAACCGGUUGUAGAAUACGGGAAGGCAAACGAGAAGAGAUUCACCAUUCGCGUUGUUCAUGGUGGGUUCUUUACAGACUACCCAGGUAAGGCGUAUCAACAGACAAAGGUUCACUUUAUUUCUCAUGUCAACAUCGAUUUAAUGAACAUUGAGAUGCUUGGUCGUUUUUCUAAAAGCCUUGGGUAUACAAGUUUGGGGAACUGGUAUUAUAUGCCAACCGAAGAAAACAGUGGGUUGUCAAUGAUUGCAAUUCUAAAUGAUGAAUGUUUGGGACCCUUCAAGACGAUAGUUAGGGCACACAAAUUCAGAGAGAUUGAACAUCUCUAUGUUGAACACAGGACUGUGUUUGUUCCAAUCAAUUUCCCACACGUUUUGAUGAACUCACCAUCCAAACGUGUUGAGAAGCUUAUUCACAUGUUUGUCACAGAACAUCCAAUGGCAACGGUUGAUGAUGGAAUAACAUACAUCAACCAUAUGCUAAACAUCACCAUUCCAAGACAAAAAAUGGAGGAUGCUAUGGACAUGGCCAAAGAGAAUGUCAUAGCAUGGAAAAACAUAUUGUAG
This is a messenger RNA of Lactuca virosa, 633 nucleotides long. NCBI's taxonomy places the organism in Eukaryota, Viridiplantae, Streptophyta, Magnoliopsida, Asterales, Asteraceae. The record is from the annotation of a GenBank genome assembly.